UGAGUUAAAUUCUCUGAAUGCGCCACAAGAAACCAAAGCAAGAAAAAAAAUGGAGGCAGUUGGUGAAAGAGGAAAUUCUGUUACCGGCCGAUUAGUUCAUCCAGAACAAGGUAUCAGCAAGGAUGAAAUUUGUGAUAUAGUUAUCACCAUUAAUGUUCAUCUACAAAGUGUUUAUACUCACAAAUCUAUUCUUGUCAACUCUUGCAUCAUAGGUAGAGUUCCUAGUCAUUUUCGCGCAAUUCAUAAAGAGGACUUAGAUCCGAGGUUUGUUUCUAUCGGCCCUUUGCAUCAUCACAAGCCUCAUCUUAUUGCCAUGGAGGAUCAUAAACUGAGGUUUUUAUUACGUUUGUUGACGGAUUCUAGUUGGAAAGCUCCUGGUGUUCAUGAUGAUUUCCUUGAUGAUGAAACUGACAAGACUAAAAGCUCAGUGAAUGGUGAACGAGCAGCAGCAGUAGGUCUAAAGCGAUACUGUGAAAAUUUUCUGUCAAGUAAAACGGGAGGUGGUGAUAGUGAUCAUAAUGGUAACAGUAUGAUAACGGAACUUGUCUAUGAAAUGAAAGUAAUGGAAGUGGAAGCUAGAAGAUGUUAUUCAGAGAAGUUUAAUGACAUUAGUGCAAGUGAAUUUGUCACAUUCUUGACGGUUGCUUCAUCGUUCAGCUCUUGCACCUUUAUGAGAGGAGUGAAAUGGAAGAUGUAGAAGAUCCCCUCUUUAAUAUUCGUUGGAUGGUGCCGAAUCUUCACCGUGACCUGCUGUUGCUGGAAAAUCAGCUCCCUUUCGCCGUACUUGAUAAAAUAUUCGAGAUAACCUCCGCCUCAGCAGAUGAGUCUUAUUCUCUCCAGAAACUGGCUCUCAAGUUCUUCAAUUGUGUGGUUCCAAACGAGACAAAAUCAUUGGAUAAAAAGUGCUUAUUUGGUGUCCACCCCGAUAAUUUGCUCCAUUUAGUUCGUCUGAGUUUUGUUUCAUCGUUUACAGGCAAGGCAAAGCCAUGUUCCCGACUACAUAAGGAACAGAAAAAACAAAAAAUACUACGUACUUUUAGAGAAAUAAUCCCUCCAUAUGGACAUAAUAUCGAGGAGCUUAUGGAAGCAGGAGGUAAGUUCAUGUGCAGAGAGAAUCAUGGUCUAUUAGACAUCGCAAUCAAAGACUGAGUCCUAGAAAUCCCACCUCUGCGUGUCGAUGAUUUCGUAGGUCAGUUGCUCCUCAACCUCAUUGCAUACGAACAAUGUGACCGUUUCUUGGAACCUUAUUUUACACACUAUGUGUUGUUCUUCUGCGGUCUUGUGCGUUCAGUGAAGGAUGUUUGCAUUAUGCAUGAUGCUGGUCUCCUUCGUCAUGAGUUGAGGAGUGAUGAAGACGUGGUUGAUCUUUUCAAGAAGCUUUCUAAGGGUAUUGUUGUCAGUUACGAAUGUGAUUCUUAUUUGUCAGAAACCUUGAUCGCGUUUUACAAAACUCUUCAUUUUACGAAUUGGAAUAAAUGGAAGAAGAAAUGGAGGGAAGACUACUUUAGCAACCCAUGGGCCUUUUCAUCGUUUCUAGCUGCCGGUACUCUUUUAUUGCUUACUAUGAUUCAGACUUUCUUUUCCGUUUUCUCAUAUGUCCUUCCUCCAUCGUAAAGCAUUUUGUAGAGGGUGUUACCCUUUCUCCUUGUAUUUGAAUCAAGGGAUUGGAUACACAUAAUUGAUCAGCUAUGAGGAAUUGUUUUGGGAAUGUAGCAUCGCCGGGAGAAGUGUUGCACACAUUUUGUAAUGUGAUUUUGCUCCCCCUGGCAACUAGCACUGCCAAGGCUCUUAAUGCUCUUACUUUUCUUUUUUGCGGUCUUUUUGUAACCUUCUAUUAACGUGGGUUUUUGCCACGUUACGACAUCAGACUCCAGGAAUGAAUCUAGCAGCAUGUAUUUGAU
Messenger RNA from Papaver somniferum (opium poppy), 1901 nucleotides. RefSeq lists its product as uncharacterized. The transcript is spliced from 2 exons. Bases 50 to 697 code for a protein of 215 amino acids. The record is from RefSeq and is a predicted model, not a curated record. Lineage: Eukaryota; Viridiplantae; Streptophyta; Magnoliopsida; Ranunculales; Papaveraceae.